Molecule: messenger RNA, 2071 nt
Organism: Quercus lobata
Lineage: Eukaryota; Viridiplantae; Streptophyta; Magnoliopsida; Fagales; Fagaceae
Product: heat shock cognate 70 kDa protein-like
Exons: 2
Coding region: 30-1877 (615 amino acids)
Molecular function (GO): ATP binding; ATP-dependent protein folding chaperone
Source: RefSeq, a predicted model, not a curated record
AAGUCUCUGAGCUUCUUGUCGCGACGACAAUGGCCAACCAUAGAGAGGGUCCGGCGAUUGGGAUCGAUCUGGGUACAACUUACUCGUGCGUGGCAGUGUGGAAAAAUGAAAGAGUAGAGAUAAUAGUGAAUGAUCAAGGUAACAGGACCACUCCCUCCUAUGUUGCUUUCACUCCGAUGCAGCGCUUGGUAGGUGAUGCCGCCAAGAACCAGGUCGCCAGGAACCCCACCAACUCCGUUUUCGAUGCAAAACGGUUGAUUGGUAGGAGAUUUAGUGAUCCCUUGGUUCAAAGCGAUAUCAACCUUUGGCCAUUUAAGGUCAUUGAAGGUCCUAGUGAUAAGCCUAUGAUUGUGGUCAACUAUAAGGGUGAAGAGAAGUGUUUUGCUGCUGAGGAAAUCUCAUCUAUGGUGCUUCAAAAGAUGCGUGAGAUGGCUGAAGCCUACCUGGGCACAACUGUGAAGAAUGCGGUUGUUACUGUCCCUGCCUACUUCAAUGACUCCCAACCCAAGGCCACAAGGGAUGCUGGAGGAAUUGCAGGCUUGAAUGUCCUUCGUAUAAUCAAUGAACCAACUGCUGCAGCCCUUGCAUAUGGUCUUGAGAAGUCUGGCUGCAUUGGCAAGAAAAAUGUGUUGAUUUUUGAUGUUGGUGGUGGUACUGUUGAUGUCUCACUACUUACCAUUGAGAAGGGUGUCUUCGAAGUGAAGGCCGUUGCUGGAGAUACUCACCUUGGAGGUGAGGACUUUGAUAACAGAAUGUUAAAGCACUUUGUUGAAAUAUUUAAGAGGCAGCACAAGGUGGAUAUUAGUGGAGAUUCCAGAGCUCUUAGAAGGUUAAGAACUGCUUGUGAGAAUGCAAAGAGGAUUCUUUCUUCUGCAAUUGAGACUACCAUUGAAGUUGAUUGUUUAUAUAAUGGUAUUGAUUUCUUUUCAACUAUUAACUGUGCCAAAUUUGCGGAACUCAACAUGGAUUUGUUCAGGAAGUGUAUCGAGCCUGUGGAAAAGUGUUUGGCCGAUGCUAAGAUGGACAAGAGUUGCGUCCAUGAUGUUGUUCUCACGGGUGGUUCUUCCAGAAUCCCCAAGGUGCAGCAGCUGUUACAGGACUUCUUUGAUGGGAAGGAGCUCUGCAAGAGCAUAAAUCCAGAUGAGGCUGUGGCUUAUGGAGCUGCUGUUCAAGCUGCAAUCUUAACUGGAAGGGGUAAUAAGAAAAUUCAAGACAUUAUACUCUUUGAUGUCACCCCUCUGUCCCUUGGUAUAGAGACUCAUGGACAGGUGAUGUCUGUUUUGAUUCCAAGGAAUACCACCAUUCCCACCAAGGAGCAUGAAUACCAAACCAUGAUGGACAACCAGCUUAAUAUGAGAAUUUCAGUUUAUGAGGGUGAAAGAGCAAGAUCCACUGAUAACAACUUGCUGGGAAAAUUUGAUCUUUGUGGCAUUCCUCCAGCACCCAGGGGUGCUGGAAAGGUAAUAGUUUGUUUUGAUCUUGACAUCAAUGGUAUCUUGAAUGUUUCUGCAACAGAGAAGACCACUGGUGUGAAAAGGAAGAUCACUAUUACCAAUGAUAAAUGGAGACUGUCCAAUGAAGAGGUUGAGAGGAUGGUCCAGGAUGCGAAGAGAUACAAGGCUGAAGAUAACUAUCACAUGAAGAAGGUUAAGGCUAAGUUAGAUUUAGCGAACUAUGCCUAUGACAUGAAGAAUGCUGUCAAUGAUGAGAAUAUUUGUGCGAAGCUUAGCCCUGCAGUUCAGAAAGAGAUUAAAGAUGCUGUUGAACAGGUGAUUCAAUGGUCAUUAGAUGACAGCAAGGUCAUGUAUUUAAAACCAUAUCAGGACAAGUUGAAAUGGCUCAAGAGUAUUUGCAGUCCCAUUCAACAAAAAAGGUAAUAGUUAAAGAGUUCAUCGUAGCACCCUAUUAAUGCAACAGAUGUAAUGGUUCAAAGUUCUAACUGUCCGAUGCCCUAGCUAGAGCAGGAGCAGUCAUGGAGGAUGAUUUUGUCACUUUUGAUUCCCCUCCCCUCUCUAUUGUAAAUUCUAUGCGUUUUGACAGGUUGGGCUUGACCCAGAACCGUAUUUGUAAU